CGCGGGCCGCGAGCCCCGGUGAGUGCACACCUGGCGCGCGGCGGGGCUGCCGGAUGUGUCAGCUUGUCGCGCAGCAGCCGAGAUGGCCGGGGCGAGAGGCCCUCCACACCCCCUCCGUGGGUGUGUGGGUGGUGUACCAUGGCCGAUUUUGCCCAGGGAAGUUUUGCGGUAGCAGAUUAUGCCUUGUUAGAAGAUUGCCCUUACGUGGAUGAUUGUGUCUUUGCCCCUGAGUUUAUGUCCAGUGAUUAUGUUCGUGUAACUCAGCUUUACUGUGAUGGAGUGGGUAGACAGUAUAAAGAUUAUACCCAAACUGAGGGAAACUUAGAAUUUGACAUCUGCACUAUGUGGUGUAGUAAACCUGUUUCUGUCCUGCAAGAUUACUGUGAUGCCAUUAAAGUCCACAUCUUCUGGCCACUUCUGUUUCAACGUCAGCAGAGCUCUAUAAUAACACGGAUGCACUCCUGUGUAAGGACCAGCGGUUCUCAUGCUUGUGAGAUAAGUUUGAAGAAAUUACAGCAGCUUGAGCUGAUGGAAGAUAUUGUGGAUUUGGCAAAGAAAGUUGUGAAUGAUACAUUCUUUAUCGGAGGCUUAUUGAGAAUUGGCUAUAAAAUAGAGAACAAAAUCUUGGCAAUGGAAGAAGCUUUGAAUUGGGUGAAAUACACAGGCGAUGUAACAAUUUUAUCUAAAUUAGGAGCAGUUGACAAUUGUUGGCGUAUGUUAAGUAUUUUCUUUACUGAAUACAAGUAUCACAUAACUAAAAUUGUAACAGAAAACUGCUGUUUGCUUGAAGAAUUUAAAACUCAAAGUUGUGCGGAGUGUCUAGAGCAAGGAGAACUAAUGAAAAUGAAAGGAAAUGAAGAGUUUUCCAAAGAAAGAUAUGAUAUAGCUAUUAUCUAUUACUCCAGAGCCAUUGAAUGUAGGCCUGAAAAUCACCUGCUUUACGGUAACCGAGCUCUUUGUUUUCUUCGUACUGGACAAUUCAGAAAUGCACUUGGUGAUGGAAAGAGAGCUACCAUUCUGAAGAACAAUUGGACAAAGGGUCAUUAUCGUUAUUGUGCUGCUCUUUCUAUGCUGGGGGAAUAUGACUGGGCCCUGCAAGCAAACAUAAAAGCUCAAAAACUCUGUAAAAAUGACCCUGAGGGAAUCAAGGAUCUAAUUCAGCAGCAUGUAAAGUUACAAAAACAGAUAGAAGACCUGCAAGGUCGAACACCAGCUAGUAAUCCAGUCAAAGCCUUCUCUGAAAGCAGGGCCUACAUACCUAGUUUAUCAGCACCUGCAUUUAGUACUUCACUUAACUUUGUGGAAACUGAAAAAAAUUUCAGAAAAACUAACCACGAAAUGGCAAACGGUGGUAAUCAGAAUCCAAAGGUGGUAGAUGAAGCUCUGAAAGUAGAUGAUUGUGACUGUCAUCCUGAAUUUGUACCACCAUCAAGUCAGCCUCCAAAAUAUAAAGGGAAACAAAAAGCUCGAAACAAUGAAUUGGAGAAGUUCAGCCCUGGUUCACAAGAAACUUUACCAGUAGAUUUGAAAAAUAUCUUGGAGAAACAGUUUUCUAAAUCUUCCAGAGCUGCACACCAGGAUUUUGCUAAUAUAAUGAAAAUGCUGAGAAGCUUAAUCCAGGAUGGCUACACGGCCUUGCUGGAGCAGCGCUGCCGCAGUGCUGCCCAGGCCUUCACAGAGUUGCUCAACGGUUUAGAUCCUCAAAAAAUAAAGCAAUUGAAUCUGGCCAUGAUUAACUACGUGUUAGUAGUCUACGGACUUGCCAUUUCACUCCUUGGAAUAGGACAGCCUGAGGAGUUAUCUGAAGCUGAAAACCAAUUUAAGAGGAUGAUUGAACACUACCCCAAUGAGGGACUUGAUUGCUUGGCCUACUGUGGAAUUGGAAAAGUAUAUUUGAAAAAAAACAGAUUUUUAGAAGCUCUUAAUCAUUUUGAGAAAGCAAGAACCUUGAUCUGUCGUCUUCCUGGAGUGUUAACUUGGCCCACGAGUAAUGUGAUUAUUGAGGAGACUCAGCCAGGGAAGAUAAAGAUGCUGUUAGAAAAAUUCGUUGAAGAAUGCAGGUUCCCUCCAGUGCCGGAUGCCACUUGUUGCUAUCAGAAGUGCCAUGGAUAUUCCAAAAUUCAGAUAUAUAUAACUGAUCCAGACUUCAAGGGUUUUAUACGAAUCAGCUGUUGCCAGUAUUGUAAAAUAGAAUUUCACAUGAACUGCUGGAAGAAGUUAAAAACAACAACCUUCAAUGAUAAAAUUGACAAGGAUUUUCUGCAAGGAAUUUGUCUUACUCCUGAUUGUAAAGGAAUCAUUUCAAAGAUUAUCAUCUUCAGCAGUGGUGGUCAAGUUAAAUGUGAAUUUGAACACAAGGUCAUUAAAGAAAAGCUUCCUCCAAGACCUAUUCUGAAACAGAAAUGUUCUAGCCUAGAGAAGUUGAGGCUGAAAGAAGACAAAAAAUUGAAACGAAAGCUCCAAAAAAAGGAAGCAAAAAAAUUAGCACAAGAAAGACUGGAAGAGGACCUAAGGGAAAGUAACCCACCAAAAACUGAAGAGCAGAGAGAAACUGUCAACCGUGUCCAAAGUUGCCAGUUCCUUGAUGACAGAAUUCUGCAGUGCAUAAAGCAGUACGCUGACAAGAUUAAGUCCGGGAUACUGAAUACUUCCAAGCUUCUCAAAGAAUUGCUUUCUUGGAAGGUUUUAACCACAGAAGACUACACAACGUGUUUUUCUAGCAGAAAUUUCCUGAAUGAAGCAGUGGACUAUGUUAUUCGUCAUUUGAUCCAGGAAAAGAACAGAGUAAAGACAAGGGUAUUUCUGCAUGUUUUGAGUGAGCUUAAAGAAGUGGAGCCAAAACUAGCCACCUGGAUCCAGAAACUUAAUAGCUUUGGCUUAGAUGCCACAGGACCUUUCUUUUCUCGUUAUGGGGCUCCUCUUAAGGAGCUUGAUUUUAGCAUCAUGACUUUUCUCUGGAAUGAGAAAUAUGGUCAUAAGCUAGGCUCUAUAGAAGGAAAGCAACUUGAUUAUUUCUAUGAGCCUACGUCACUGAAGGAAGCACGGUGUUUAAUAUGGCUGCUGGAAGAACACAGAGACAAGUUCCCGGCACUGCAUAAUGCCCUGGACGAGUUCUUUGAUAUAAUGGACAGCCGCUGCACUGUGUUAAGGAAACAGGACAGUGGUGACGUGCCAUUUAAUUUUACCAAGAUAAAAAACAAAGGCAAGAAAAAGAAGCCAAAAGAUUCAAAGCCUAUGUUAGUUGGAUCUGGAACACCUUCAGUCACACCAAACAAUGAGACUUUCACUUCAGGUGAAGACCAUAUCAAACGCAGUUUAAAUUCUGCGGGCCCCUUUGUAGUGCCUGAUCACCUUCGGCAGGAUGUAGAAGAAUUUGAAGCUCUGUAUGAACAGCAUAGUAAUGAGUAUGUUGUCCGUAAUAAGAAGCUGUGGGACAUAAACCCAAAACAAAAAUGUUCAACUCUAUAUGAUUAUUUCUCUCAGUUGUUGGAGGAACAUGGUCCCUUGGACAUGAGUAACAAGAUGUUUUCUGAAGAAUAUGAGUUCUUCCCAGAAGAAACUCGACAGAUACUAGAAAAAGCAGGAGGUUUGAAAGCGUUUCUCCUGGGAUGUCCUCGUUUUGUUGUGAUUGACAACUGUAUUGCAUUGAAGAAAGUAGCAUUACGGCUCAAGAAAAAGAGAAAGAAGAAAAACAUUAAGACAAAAGUAGAAGAAAUUUCAAAAACAGGAGAGUAUUUACGAGUUAAACUACCACUGGAUCCAACUGCUAGGGAAUUUAAACCAGAUGUAAAGUCCAAACCAGUGUCUGACUUACCUUUAGCACCAGCUUCUGAGGACAUGAAGCCUCAGCCUGCAUCUGCUAAUUCUCCCCAAUCAGCUCGUGACACUGGGAAGCCGAAACCAGUUUCCGAUAAUUCUUCCAGAUCAGUUUCUGAGGAUGAGAAGCCCAAAGGGAUAUCUUCUGAUUCUCCCAGGCCAGUCCCUGAGGAGACCAGUCACAAGCCAGUCUCCUCUAAUUCUCCCAAACCAGUUCCCGAGGAAGUGAAAGCGACCUAUUGGCCUCGACCCCAGUUGGUCACAGGAUACUGUACAUAUCUUCCCUUUCGGGGAUUUGACAUUACCCAGACACCACCAGCCUUCAUCAGUGUGUUACCGACUUUGCCCCAGUAUAGCAUUUACACCCCUCUGGCCAGCGUUCCUACUGAGUAUCAUCUGCAAAGACCAAUACCACUGGUGCCAUCUUUUGUAGCCAGUGACAUAACGGAAGUGCAUUUUGAGGCUCCUCAUUUCAGUGCUGAGAAUGCCCCUGGUAACCAGAUUGCCUCCGAAACACAGAUCCUUGAGGAAUCUUUGGAAACACCAGUGAAGUCAGAGUGCAGCUCUGAUGGUGCUGAUAUAGCCCAGAGUGAGGCUAGCGGAAACGAGGACUACUGUGGAGAUUCUGCCAAGUGGGAAGUAAAUCCAGAAAGCACCAAUAAAGUAACAAAUAUUCCGUGUACACAAGUGGUUGCCGUACAGGUGUCUUGGAAUAUAACACAUCAGGAAGUCAAUACUGAGCCAUAUGGUCCUUUUGAGGCACAACAGGGGGGUAUUUCACAGGUUGAAAAGGAGUACCAGGUUUUACAAGAGCAGCUUAAGGAAGCAUGUGAAAAUUAUGAACACAGCAAUGUCAAAGGCUCAGAAGAAACCAAGGACUUGGAAGAAAAGUUGAAAAGGAACGUUGAAGAAAAUAAGAUCUCAAAGACAGAACUAGAUUGGUUCCUUGAAGAUUUGAACAAGGAAAUUAGAAAAUGGGAACAGGAGAAAAAAGAAAUCCAAGAAAGACUAAAGGCACUGAAGAAGAAAAUGAAAAAGGUGUUGAAUGCCAGCAGAAUGUAUACUCAGGAAAACGAUGGAAAGGAAAAGGCGCUUGAAUUACUUCUGGAUCAGUCCCUUGAAAUCAGUAAUACAUUUACAAAUGAGAAAAUGAAAAUAGAAGAGAGUAUAAAGAAAGGGAAAGAGCAUUAUGAAGACAGUCUUCAGAGGGCUCUGGAUGCAGAGGUAUCUGUGCUUGAAAACUGGAAGGACGUGGAAGUGUGUAAGUUACGGAGCAUGGAGUCACAAGCCGAAGGGCUUCUCAAGAACUUGAAGCUAAUGAGCAGUGAUUCGGCCGCAUAUUCUGACAUGGACUCAGACAUACAUUCAUGGGAAUCGUUUCUUUCUGAUGUUAGAGAAGAAAUUGAGAAAGCAAAGUCUCAGUUUGAAGAACAAAUUCAGGCAAUUAAAAAUGGUUCUCGGCUCAGUGAACUUCCUAAAGUGCAGGUUUCUGAGCUUUCAUUUCCUACCUGUAACACAAUUCAUCCUAAAUUACUUCCUGAGUCUUCAGGCCAGGAUGGUCAAGGUCCCUCCACUUCUACAAGUCAUGGGACCGGAGACCAGACAGCAGCUCCUGAGGAGUCAAGUCUGGGCUCUGCCGCUGACAGCCCAGUGGAGUCGCCCUUCUGCAGUCAUAAAGCCCCCCAGCUGCCAGAGCGUGAGGGCACUGGCCAGGCAGCUGGGCCAGAACCAGGCCUGGUGGCUGAUCAGAACUUACCUGUUGCUCCAGAGCGUGCCACUCGUCCAAGCCAGUCUCCAAAGAAGCCGUUCAAUAGCAUUAUUGAGCACCUGUUGGUGGUGUUCCCUUGUUACAGCAGCACGGAGCUUGCUGGUUUUAUUAAAAAAGUUAGAAACAAAAACAAGACCUCUCUGUCUGGAUUGAGUAUUGACGAAAUUGUGCAAAGAGUGACACAACACAUCCUUGAUGAAGAGAGAAAGAAAAAGCCAAAUCCAGGAAAGGACCAGAGGCCGUCUGCACCCAGCUCUGCUGUUCCUGCACCCAGGGCCGCCCAGGACCCGCCCUCCGUGCUUGUCGGAGCAUCACCCGAAACCAGGGGGCCGAAGACCGAGGACGUCGCUGUGUCCUGUGCCAAUUCCUGUGAAAUGUGCCAAGAAGCAUUCAAGUCCAAACACGCGCGUGAGCUGCAGUGUGGGCACAGGCUUCACAAAGGGUGCUUCAAGCAGUGGCUGAAGAGCCAGCGCACCUGCCCAGCCUGCCUGGGUCACGACCUCCUGUCAGAGGAGUAGUAGCUGCCCUGCUGGAGGAGGCCCACCUGCUAUUCUCGGCAGCUACAGCUCGCGCUGGAGAUACGCUGCUUGUUGAGUUGGAAGACUAGCAGUGUACUCCCUUUGGUAUCAAAAGCAGACACCUGAAGCUUCUUUGCACUCUGUGUCGCAGUGCUAAUAAAUGGAACUCUUUAAUACAGCUGAGAGUAAGUAAUUUCCCAACUCUGACUAGAUAUACAGUAAUUGCCAAGUGGUGGCUGAUAAAAUCACGUGUAACCCCUUCCUUCUGUAGUUGGGGCUGCUGCAGAGGCGCGCUCUGAGAUGGAAGGAAAGGACAGUGAGUGCCUCAAAGCAGGACUCGAUUAUCAGCAUCCUUGGCCUGCUAAAGUGCCCCAGGGGAGAAGGUUUUUGAGAUUGGUAUUCCUGAACUUACGCCUACAUUUUUCCUCAAAGAUUCUGUGUUUUAAAAAAUGAGCUUAAGCAGACCACCUUUUAAUAGGUUGUAAUGUUAAUAUUGGCUGAUUUCAGACCAGAAGAUUCAAGUCUCCUAUUCAUGUGAUUUUUCAUUUCAUUAUUUUUUCUUCCCAGUAGAUGUGUAAGUGCUUGUUUUCCAUCUUUCAAAGACACAAUGAUUUUUGAAAAUCAGUUACAAAACCCUUACUAACAUCAGCCAAGACUUCUUAACCCCUGAAGUCGAGGCUCCCUCGUCAUCAUCCCACCCCCGGGUCUGGAGCGGACUGUUUUUGAAUACCUUACUGUUCUCGUUAGUGACCUCUGUCCCCCUCUCUGAGUUAGACAACAAGCUUUUGGGUAUCUGUCUGGCACACAGCAGCAGCUGAGGGAAACAGUCACUAUCAUUCCCUUUCCUUACCCCACCACCAAAAAGAGACACUUGUAUAAUUAGACAGUCCUGAGAUGUUGCUGUUACAGCCGUUCGUGUUUGACAUUUGUGUAGAGUAAUGCAUGCACGCGUGUACUGUAGCCUGAGAACAAAACCGCAGCUGCAUUAGACAAACUGCUUAUCUUCAGUGACUUAUAGACGGUAGUAGACAUAGAACCAUGAAUUCCGGGCACAUUCCAUCUCUCUCAAACCGGAAGGACCAAAAAGUGUUUUCCCACGCGUUCUCUGUUUCCCUCAGAAGCUUAGAGUCCCAGGUUCACGUGCUGACGCAGUCGCCUCUGUCUGCUUUGCUUCUCCCUCAGUUUUGACGUCUUAGUGACUUAGUGCAUAGACGCUUAUUCCAUAUUUUGAAGCAGGUCCCUAAAUCAUUGUCUGCAUGUUCAGAAUAACUGAGGACUUGCAGCUAUGAAGGUACACAGGGACCCGUGUGUAGCAGCAGGCACAGCGGGAAAGGAGAACAGCUAGAGUGAGAGGAUGUGUUCGUGCAUAACCUCAAACUGUUACUUGUGAACAUGCCUUACACGUGUCCUGUGUCGAA
Messenger RNA from Budorcas taxicolor (takin), 7520 nucleotides. It is a transcript of the gene TTC3, whose product is annotated as tetratricopeptide repeat domain 3. Gene Ontology annotation, molecular function: protein binding; ubiquitin-protein transferase activity. The coding region runs from base 139 to 6102 and encodes 1987 amino acids. The transcript has 46 exons. NCBI's taxonomy places the organism in Eukaryota, Metazoa, Chordata, Mammalia, Artiodactyla, Bovidae. The record is from RefSeq and is a predicted model, not a curated record. Gene Ontology annotation, biological process: ubiquitin-dependent protein catabolic process.